CAGUCACCUGAGUUGUCUGAAGCCAGCAACAGCGCAUACUGAGCGACGGUGCUCAUGUAACUGCCUGGAGCUCUGUGGUACUUAAUAUUCAAUUACCUAGCGUUGUUUACUGGCGCAGGACGUCGCCGAAAAACAACAAGUAUUUAUCCAUUUCACGGGGGGGCAGGCCAGUGGCUGCAAAGCAGGGGCUUCAGUGCUUUCACCUUCCACUUCAUUUAUCAACUUUGCAGCAAAAUAAUCAAAUCCCCGGAAUGGAAGAGCUUCUGGUAUCGUAUGCAAAUAUGUGUGCUGACGUAGGAGAUCAUGUGGUUUUUGGCGUAGAUCCUCCUGUGAUCGAGAAUUUUUUUCUACUGUUGUCUUUAGGAUUCGGUAGAAUCUUUGGAAUUAAUCCUCAUAUUCGAUAUCCUGCCGAAAAAAAGGGGGACCCGUAUUCUGGAUCCCUCCGUGGUCUCACCGUCCCAGUACCACAAACGCAGGGGCCAGGUCAGGCCGUCUGUGAUGAGGUCUCAUGAAGUCUCCCGUUGGAGCUGACGUUUACAGUCAGCAGGGACGCUCGAAAACUAAGAGAGAGGGGGCUUGAAAAGGGCCCCCUUUUCUAACACAGAGAGCCUCGCCUCACUUUCCACAGCAGCUUCAGCUCUCCACUCCCAGCCAUGGCUAGCCGGAGGAAGUCGACUAUUCCUUGCAUGAUCCGAGCAAGCGAGAUGUUGGAACAGGAUGAGCCUGAUGAGAUGGAGGAGACGAGAAACGGGACAGUAGAAAAUGGGUCUCCACAAAAACUGGGUAAUGACAACUGGACUUUAGGAAAGGAACCUGUAAAUGCAGAGAGGGAGAUGGAGCAGGAGACAUUGGGAGCAGACACUCGGCAGCAGUGCAAGUCACAAGGAGGCUACGAAUGCAAAUACUGCCCUUAUUCCACCCAAAACUUAAAUGAGUUCAAAGAACACGUCGACUCCAACCACCCCAACGUCAUUCUCAACCCGCUGUACGUGUGUGCAGAGUGCAACUUCAACACAAAAAAAUUCGACACGUUAUCGGAACAUAAUGAAAAGUGUCAUCCUGGGGAGAUCAACUUCAAGUUCAAACGGAUCAAACAAAAUAACCAGACUAUCCUUGAGCAGACAAUUGAAGUCAACUACGAUUCCGCUGCCCCACGUGGCACAGAGGACCCGGCUACAUUUCCCAUGAACAAAUCCACAGUAAAGGCUGGAAAGCCAAAAAUGGACAGCAAACGGUUAUUCCGAAAAGGGGACGAGUUGGAAAACCUGACUGACAGGCUAACCGCUGAGCUGGCCAAAGAACCCAUCACUGCUGUAAACGUAAACGGGACGGUGAUUAUUCCAGAGUCCACCAUAAAAGAAGGGCUGUCGCAUGUCAUGCCAUCUUUGCAGCGACCUCCCAACUUCAACCUGGUACCAAAAAUAGCCGUCCCACUAAACACCACCAAAUACAAUCCGUCACUGGACGCCAACAUGACCCUCAUAACGUCAUUUAACAAAUUUCCGUAUCCCACACAAGCAGAGUUGUCCUGGCUGACUGCAGCCUCAAAACACCCUGAAGAACAAAUUAAAGUCUGGUUCACCACGCAGCGGCUAAAACAAGGUAUCAGCUGGUCCCCGGAAGAGGUGGAAGAGGCUCGGAAAAAAAUGUUCAACGGUACCAUCCAGCCAAUAUCACAGACAUUUACAGUUUUUCCUGCCCAUUUGACCCAGCCAACCAAAGUCACACAGCCCCUUAUACAAACAGUUCCCUGCCAGCUACUUGGGCAGACUAGUUUGGUGUUGACCCAAGUUGCCAAUGGGUCAACAAUGACAUGUGCUCCCAUUGCACUGACAGUAGCCAACCACAUCCAUGCUCCUAAGCGACCCUUGGCUGCACCAGUGGUAGCCCCCGAAGUGAAGCGACCCAAUGUCAUCCAAACCAUUCAAACCCCCCCAAGGGCAGUCUCUCCCAUCCCAAGCCUUUCUUUUGAUCGUAAGAAAUCGAAAGAGCAGAUUGCGGAGCUGAAGUCCAGCUUCCUUAAAAGCCAGUUUCCAGAAGACAAAGAGGUCUACCGGCUCAUUGAAGCCACGAGCCUCUCCCGGAGCGAGAUCAAAAAGUGGUUCAGUGACCAUCGGUAUCGUAAUCAAAAGGGCCUGCCCUAUGGGAACAGUGAGUCGCUGGUAAUGGCUCACGAUUCCAGUCAGCCACAGAGCUCUCUUGUGGACAUAGUACAACAGCGUUUCAAAGGGAAAACCUCUGACCAACUCAAGAUUCUGGAGGACAGCUUCCGAAAAACUAGUUUCCCAACACAGGGUGAGAUUGACCACCUCAUGAUGGACACAAGCCUCUCCAGGAAGGAAAUUGACAGCUGGUUUGUAGAGCGUCGCACUUUACGGGACAACUUGGAACAAGCCCUUUUGAACUCCAUGGGUUCGGGGGAGGUUGAGGAGCCAAAGCAGCAGCAGGGUGAACUCAAUGGUGUGCAUCAGCCCGAGGCAUGGGCCGGGGGAUCUCCCUUGUCCACUGUAGCCCCCACACAAAGCCCCAUGCCUUUGGACAAGAAAUCUCUGAAUCUUCUGAAAGACGUAUUUGCACGAACACAGUGGCCAUCUCCUGAGGAGUACAAUCAGUUAGAGCUCCAGACGGGACUGGCUCGCACAGAAAUUGUCCGCUGGUUUAAGGACAACCGAUCAGCUCUGAAGAGUGGAAGCCUGCAAUGGAUGGAGCAGUUCCAGAAGCUGAAUGGCGAAGGGCAGAAUGGGCAAAAUCAAAACCCACCGUCAAGGGCUGACCACGCUCAGAGCACCCUCCAACAGUACUACCAGGAAUUCAGAACGCUGAGAGAGGAGGACAUCGAGAAGUUGGCAGAGCAGUCCAAACUGAGCCACAAAGAAGUCCAAGACUGGUUUGCAAACAAGCAGGAACCAAAAACAUUUGAAGCCAACAAGAGUGGUAGCCAGGAUAACCGGGAAAGAGAGGAUCAUGGGAAGUGGAUGGAGAUGGCAGCAGGGGUGGAUGAUGAUGAGGUGGAUCUGAAUGAGGAAGAGGACGUUAUUUCAGACUCCACAGAAGCUGCCUAUGAAAUGGUGGAGGAUGACUCUGAAGGGGCAACAACCUGAAAUGUAUGGAAGGUAACCAAGGCAUCUGUUACAAAGCACUGACAGACACCUGGGUUUUUAUAAACAAUGGUCCUUAAGGCAUAUUCUCAUUAUUGAGAAUGUUUAAGGUUUCAGGUCCAACAUCCCGGCUAGAAAAUGUUGUGGAUUUCACUUGUAAAAUGAAAAUGUAGUGGAUUUCAUACAAAUAAACUAACAAACAUAGGCAGCACUUUAGAAUCCGAUGUAUAAAUAAGGAUUUGAUAGACAUGCUAUUAUCUUCAUUUCUGUUAUCAAUUUACUAUCAACUGGGGAUCUACAUUGUUAAUAAGGUAUACAGUACAUAAACAAAUGUGUUCAUGUUAAGCCCAACUCCAACCUUCUCUUAGACUCAUCAUUAUUGACUAAUUAACAUUCUAUAGAGCCACAAUUUAUGACAAAUCGAUGACUAUUAAAAUAGAUAUUGCAGUACAUCGUUUAUAAAACUUAAUUUGUAAAUCCUAUAAUUCCAAAAAGGAAAUUCAUUCUGAUAUUACUCUGACAGAUAUGUUUUUAUCUUAAGGCAUUUAGAUAAACCAUUCAAUAUAAAAGGAUGUACCCUUUAUGAGGAAGAACCUAAUACCAGAUUUUGUCAAUCAGGCAUAUGAAAUCACCAUUCACCAUUUAGAGAGUAAUUUUAUGUGAAUGUGUCAUUAAAAACUUCCAAAAUGGACUAGAUAAUUCAAAGUGUAAUUUUCAGGAUUAAAUAGCAGGGCAGCCUUCCUAGGUCAAAGGCAUCUACAGAAACUGUCAGAAGUUUGGAAACAAGUGGGACUGAGGAUGAGCAUAAGUGUUUUUUUACUUCUUCACUCAGAUUACUAAUAUUUUACCAUCACUGGACAGAAAUAUUACCAAGUAUGCUAAAUACCCAGUAUGUCUUCUUUUCAUUAGGAAAGCUGUACAACUUGAGAGGGCGAUUGUGUUCCUGUAUACUAACAGCACUUAAAAUGUAUAUUGUUUUCUGUAAAGCCAAAGUUUAUUCUUUAGAGUCAACAGGGAUACAAAAACCAGGAGAUACGAGAAGAAACUGCACGGACGUGCAUUUAAAACCAUGGACAGGGGGUAUGUAAAAAGUUGUGGGAGUGUGACCCAAGCUCCCGGGCUGGAUGAAAUCCUUAGAUCAAUUGCCUUUUGGAGCUAGAAGGACUGAAUUGCCUUCUAUUGUUGUGCUUCUUAUGUUCUUACAGUUUUAGAGACUUUGUUCCAGCAUAUUAAUGGCACUUGCUGGUUUCUGUAAUCUUAGGGGAAGUUUCAUUGAUCUUAAUUAGUAGUGACUUUGGAUAUUUUUACCUAAAGUAACAUUUUUAUAGUCCCAAAAUUGAAUUUAUCAUCCAUGAACCAUGACUCAGUCAUUCUAUUUUGUACAGGAUCUCAAUAUUGUGUCGUUUUUUUGUGAAACAUUUUGGAACUGUUCUUGAUGGGACCAGUUGUUAAGUAAAAGCAUUAAUGCAGCUUGAAGAUUUCAUCCCCCUCAAAGAAAAAAGCAGUAAGCCCAUUUAUCAAGCAACAUCCCCUCCCCCGUUCUAAAGCUUUCCUAGUUCGUGCUUGGAAGUGUUGGGUGGCACUAGGAAACAACGGUCUCAUUGAACGCAGCAGUGUACUUUAAAGAGAAGACUGUUCAAAGACAACAGUAAUACAAGGAAGAUGCUCACUUUCACUCCUUAAGUACGUGACUGCAGAAUCUGAGGGACAGCCUUGGCUACAUGGGCAUCAUAAGCAACCCCAAGUACAAGCUUGUAGAAUCAAAUGAGACAUACACGUCUCUGAUGGGACUAUCAGUCGUGUAUUAUAAUCCUGUGUAUGGCAGAAUUUUCACAGCCCAUUGAGGAUUUUUUUUUACUUUCAGGUGAGUGAAGAUUUGAAUGCCGCCAGAUGUACAGAAGAUCUCCUAUGGGAAGAGAACAGAUGAUAUAUAUUUUCAUAUUUGGAACCAAUGAAUUUAUCUGAACCACAAAGUCAGAGGCACAAUAAACUGAAAUGCGCCAACAGCACUGAUCUGGGGCUGACUUGAGAGUGCCAAAGUUGUUCUGCUGCAUUAUAAAACUUUAAAAAAGGAUCCUUAAAAAUAUUUUUUUCCGUACUGCAACAGAUUUCUACAAUUUUGGGGAGCUUUGUUACAUUUAUAAUUGGUACAUGUGGUCGCUGUAAUUUCUGGAUGAACCUGCAGUGGUAUAUUCUCCAUUUUAUAGACACCUUGAACCACUAUAUUUGUUGACAAUAUUUUCACUCUUUAAAUUUUAAAAAAUUGUUUCGAUUUUGUCAAGAAGAAAAUAGAAAUCCAUCUACUAAUGGCUGGACAAUCUGUGCAUUUCUUAAGUCAACGAUUCUCUUAAGAGGAAUGACUUGUGCUUCAAAAGCAACAUGGGUCCUGCUAAAGCAGUAAUGUCACUAUUUCAUGGGAAACUGUAAAAUGAAAACUAGGUGUAUAAUGAAUUAAGAGAAAUACUACAUAUCCAAUUUCAGUUGUUUUUCUCAAUGUAAUGGACACAUCAGUACUGGUCUGUCAGAUAUUAAGUGUUAGCUUUCUAGGAUGAUCUUAUAGUUCAUUCUCAACAGCAGAAAUAACCCUUCCUUUAGACUUUGUGUUGAGCUUCUGCAAUAGUGUCAUAUUCGGAGAACGUUAUAUCACAAUACUGUGCUACUAUGGAGGUCAUGCUUAAUGUUUUUUUAUCCAUUUGCCAUCUGCUGUAACCCAAUAAAAACAACCUAUUUAAACUGAA
This is a messenger RNA of Lepisosteus oculatus (spotted gar), 5836 nucleotides long. It is a transcript of the gene zhx2a, whose product is annotated as zinc fingers and homeoboxes 2a. Gene Ontology annotation, cellular component: nucleus. Gene Ontology annotation, biological process: regulation of transcription by RNA polymerase II. Gene Ontology annotation, molecular function: DNA-binding transcription factor activity, RNA polymerase II-specific; DNA binding. Lineage: Eukaryota; Metazoa; Chordata; Actinopteri; Semionotiformes; Lepisosteidae. The record is from RefSeq and is a predicted model, not a curated record.